Molecule: messenger RNA, 3896 nt
Organism: Homalodisca vitripennis (glassy-winged sharpshooter)
Lineage: Eukaryota; Metazoa; Arthropoda; Insecta; Hemiptera; Cicadellidae
Exons: 5
Coding region: 48-443 (131 amino acids)
Source: RefSeq, a predicted model, not a curated record
GUGACAAGUGCUUUUGCAACACAUACCUUGGCAGUAUACGUGUAAACAUGGGUGUGAGUAUAUCAUCACCCAAAAUAAAUUCAGUAGUAUUAGUGUUUAUAAGUUUCAUCAGUGGUGUUUUUGGUGAUCCAUUUGAUGAUGAUAUGAUAACAAGUAGAAACAUAAUGAUGGUGCUCUUCGCAGUGGUAGCAUUUGUAUUUCUUCUCACAUUCAUAGUUAUUCUCUGCAGGGUGUGCACAGCUUUCAGACAGGUUGAAAGAUGUCACCACCAUGCUGACCAUCACACACCGGCCCCUGUGGUGAUUUCUUUGCCUCCCCAGAACACAGUGUCAGGAGGAUAUCCCAAGCCUCCCCCCUACUCAGCAGCUCUACCUUCAGCUCCCCCACCUUACGGCUUCAAUCCAGAGAUCAACCCACAGAGUGGCAAAACCAACUAUUUUUAACAAGCAUUUACCUAGUGGAUUAAUACAAACUCCAUCAUGACUCCAUUAAAUUAGGAGUCCUAAUCUUCUAUGUCUGAUCCUAUAAUGGUUCUAGGUUAUUGAGGGCAAACGUUGAAGUAAAAUGUAAAACUUGCAUUAAAUAUAAGGCAGACAUACACUUCACUAGUAAACAAUUGUAACAAUAUCAUGGUUGCAAUCUGGCCUCUUUUCUUGUUUUGUCUGAAAAGUUAUGCUUGAAUGUACUUGUUUCUUAAAAACUUUACCAAGUGUAGAGGCAUUAGAAUUGCCCUAAUAUUUCAUUGUGUUUGAAAAUGACACAUAUAUCACAUGAUUGUUGAUACUUCAAACAAUAUUUUAUAAACAUUUAAAAUAUAUACUAUUCCUUACUUAAUUCUAAAGAAAACAAAAGCUCAAUAUUCUAAGACUUACAUUUUGUACUUUAAAAUUUGUAUGCAUGUGUGUCUGGUGGUGAUGGUUUUAAUUUAAAGAUAACAGAGCUAACCUUUCUGAAAUAGAGAAUGUUAAACUAUUAGAAAACAAACUAUUCUAAAUAAUAAUUAUUCUCAGAAACUUAUUUAAUGCUAUUUUUGUAACUUGAAUAGUCAUGAUGAAGAUAGAAUAAGUAUUUUCUUAUUGGAAAAACAAAUAAAAUUACUAAAACACAUUUAAAAAUAAAAACACACACCAUUACAAUUUUGUAAUCUUUCCUUUAUAAAUGAUGGAUUAAAUCAUUCCUAAAAAAUCAUGAGGGCUAGUUUUAAAUAAAUAAAAUACCUGUCUCCGAGUACUUAAUUUCAUACUUAAAUAACAUGCAAUUGAGCUAAAACUGUGAAGAAAGUACUAUGGAAGCUGUAGAUCUUUGCAGUUCCCAUUGUAAGCUUUGGAACCCAUGACAAUGCAUAACAAUGAGUACUUUCCAAUAUAACUAAAAUACUUGUAUCCUAUGUAGCCUAACUAUUAUUCUUACGACCACUUAGAUGAUCCAGGAACUACACAUGACUGUGAGAAAAGGCAGAGUGGACAAGCUAUAGUAAAAUUCUUUAAUUUCUUUUACCAAACUAAUGAUUGUAAACCUGCAGAAAAAAUAUUGCUCACAACACUUAUACAUAUAGUCUUUGACAUAAUAACCACCUGACAAUACUGAGUCUUGAAAAUAAACAUCCAAAUAUAAUUAUUAAAUCAAAUAAUUAAUCAUUGAUUCAGACUUUAACACGUUUAUGACGACAACUUAUUUCCAGACUUUUUAUUUGUCGUCAAAUUCUUCAAUAAUAAUGACCAAAAACCGUAAUAGAUUUUUAACGUUAAACGUCUAAGUAUAACGUAUGUAGGGUCUUUUUUUACACAAAAAAAAUUAUUUGAAUGUGUUUUUUCUGUGUACCCCAAGUAGUACCUAAAAAAUUAAUUUACCUUAAUAAUAAAUUAAGCAACCAUGCGCCCGAUGCUGUACAUGAUAGUCUAAGUCAUUUAUUUAAGCAUGAGAUCACAUUUAAUAAACCACCAAGACAGGCAAACAAUAAAAACACAAUAAUGAAAUGCCUAGUAAAGUGUACCCCAUAAGGCGCACUACGCACUUAACAAAAACCUGAUUGGUUUUAACCAGUUGUGAAAGAUUGCAUUUACCCAGUGGGGUACACGUCGUCAUGUGUACAUGUUCAUCCUCUAACUGCUGGUUAUUCCCCUAAAAAACUAGACUGUUUCUAUGGUUACAAGCAUACUUUUUUUACAUUUAUGAAAAUGUGAAUAUUUAUUGAAAUAUGAAGUCUGGAAGCGCCUCUAAAGUGUGUGCUGAUUUUUGGAAGAUUUACACAGUCUCUUUGUAAAUUUCAUAAUAAAUUGUAUAAUACUAUUUGUAUAAAUUGUUACUUAUCAUUUUUAUUGUUAAGAAUUACAGAGUAAAACUCCAAAAGUUUGAAGUAAAAAAGUAAUAAUUUUACAGCAUAUAUUGUAUUUACUAUUUGAAAAUGAUAAGCAUUAGCAUUAAGUAUCAGUAUUAUAAUAAAAAAUAGAAUGUUUAAAAAGUCCAAACCAAAUUAUACAAAAUUUACACAAAAAUAUUAGAAUUAUGUGCUGUUCAGAAAUAAAAAAUGGUAACCAUUUUUAUAUUUACAGAGAAAAGCAUAAAUUUUACCAAUUUUUAGUAGCUAAGUGACACAAUGAAAUAGGUAUAAUAAAAUUCUCCCUCAUGCAAAUUAAGUCUUUGACCGCCAAGCAAAUAACGGGUACGAGUGUCAGAGUGCAAGCCAUUCCAGUGCUAUGCGUCGGCUACACACCGGCCAUAUACUGUAGCCAGUGCACUAGAACACCAAACAUUUUGUGCCGUUUUUGUACCUUUACACAUAAACUAUUGCCAUUCUCAUAUUUUUGUUUCAUAGAACAAUGUUUUUGGUACCAUUUUUUAAUCUUUUUUAAUUAUUUUUUUGUGAUAAAAGCGGCAACAUUGAGAAGCACGUUUCUUCUAAAAUUAUUACAUAAAAUUAAAUAAAGCAAAAAAGAAUUCAUAAAAAAUCUAUUUUUAAGUUUGAGGUAAUUUUAUGCUACUAACCUAUAUUACUACUUUGUCAUAAAGCAAAAAUAACCAAACGACUAACAUUGUAAACAAAUGAUACCGUGUAAGACAGACCAGCAUUCACAACGUGUUGGCCACUGCCUUAUGGAUAUCGUGAAUGUUUAGAACUUGUAUACUAUAUUAAAAAAUGAAAAGGACCAAAGAAAUUUGUUGUAUUAUAAUAUCAAUAAUAUUAAUUUUAUCCAGAAUUUUAUGAAUGAUUUGUAUCAAUGUAACUAAAAUAGGAUUAGAGUAUUUGUUCUAGGUUAUUUUAUUUUGAUCCAAAUUUGUAGUAACUUUGUAUUUGUUAGAACUCUAUCUGUAAUUACAAUUUUCUACUAGUACACUACUAUAACAUUAAAAAUAAUCAAACAAUAUCUUGUUAGUGUAUUUUUAUAUUUUAUGAUUUUAGGGAUUUUUUCCAAAAUGUUUGCAUGUUUAUAAUGUGCUACAUGACUUAUUAAAAUUAGUCACCAUACAAAACUUCCAACAAUUUUUCUUGUCAUAAAUGGGUUGUUGUGCAAUAAAAUAUUUAUUAAUAAAGUAAACAAACAAAAAUUAAAAUAUUUAAAAAUAUUAGGUUUUUUAUACAACUUUACCAUUUCUUACAAGUUUUAAUUCCUUUGCUGGUUUUCUUUGACAUAAUAAUGUAGAAGAGAAUAUACUUGUAAAUAUGUAAUAUAAUGCUUACUAUGUUUUAAUAAAAUUGUAUGAAAUCAAAUAAUGUUUUAACAAAUUAGUUAGACCCCAACAUGGAUGUAUCCAACAAGGAGCAUGAGAGCAGCUUCUCCCCCCUCCCCACCACAGAAGCAAAGAAAUAAUUAAGCCUUUAUAAAGUAGCCUAAUGGUAUGAAACAAAAUUAGGUAUUAUGACAAUGAAUAAUCAGUUUAAUGAAUAUUACAUUUUU